AUGGGUGAUGUUCAUAGGGUUAGAUCUGCAAGUGCUUGGAAUCUAAAUCAAGGAGUGUUAAAUUCAGCCUUUAACAAGUCAAUAUUUGAUCGGCCAUUUAGUCACUUUAUUAGAGUUUUGGUAGGUCUGGAUCUCACAAAGGAUUUCAGUUACAAGAUUCUAGUAGAAAGGGCAGGGUUUGCUUUCUUUGUGGAUAUUAAAUAUGAUAAGGUGGAAGGAACAAAUGGUGUUGAUAAGAGCAUCAACUUGCUUAUAAAUGACAUUGAAAAUGCUACCGAGGUUAGGGAAAGUGAUGAUAACAUUGAUAGUGAAUUUUUGGAUGCCACAAAAAUGGAUGAAAACUUUUAUGAUUCACAAGCUAUAGUAGGAUAUGAUAAAGACAAUGUCAAAGACCUUUUGGAAAAAUCUUGGGCCAAUAUGGUUGAGAUGGAUGAAGGUGAAACUCAAGAUGAUGAUACUUCUAUUGAUGAUGCCUUCAAAUUGGUAGAUUCAUAA
Molecule: messenger RNA, 495 nt
Organism: Lathyrus oleraceus (garden pea)
Lineage: Eukaryota; Viridiplantae; Streptophyta; Magnoliopsida; Fabales; Fabaceae
Exons: 3
Coding region: 1-495 (164 amino acids)
Source: RefSeq, a predicted model, not a curated record